CACCUGCACCGUACAGACGCGUCGAUGGUAAAUCUAGUGAAGGACCUGUGCCUGUGGAGAGUUGCUUUGAAGGUUUUAGUUUUGCUGAUACCAGAUUUGCUACCAGUUAUCUGGUUACAUUUCUUGAACUUGCUUUGUUGUAGCUCUUUAUCCUUUUCCUCUUCUUGCUACACCCCACCCCGCUCUUUUAUAUAAGGAGCAAGCGUCGACGGGCCAAGUAGCAGUAGUUGCUCAGACAGAAAUUCGCCACUUACCAGUUCGUGGGGAAAUUGUGCUGAAACUGUGCAUGCAUUGAGAAAGCACAAUGCAUGGCGGUUGUCGACCCGGUAGCGGGGAAUAGAGGCUGAACAUAUCUGCUUCUGUUAGGCACCUUGAGGUACUACUAACUAGCUCUUCGCGGUCAUGGCCUCCUCGGGCGAAGUCGAGGCGAGGCUGAAGAUCGUCGGCAAGCUGCUCCGCAGUGUCGCAUCUUCCGAGGGUGCCAUGGCACGGACAAUGAACAAGGUCAAACUGCUGAACGAACUGGCAAAGGAAUUGAAGAUGAUCAAAGAUCCGAACAUCAUCCGAAGCAUCAAUGCGACGGUGACUUUGACCAGUCUCCGGCACUUGCUGGUCAGUCCGAACAUUGCCGUGCGAUCAGGCACACUGCGAGCGCUGCGCUACUUUAUGGUGUCCGAGCCACUGCUAGUGAUUGUCUAUCGCCAUAACCUGGACAUGGUCAUUGCGCGAUCCUUUGAGCGGGAAGGAAAUCAAACCCACGAAACCGAGCGCCUCCAGGCAAUAAAGCUGAUGAGAGUGAUGCUACUGUUGCAACCGGAGUCCUUUCCAAUGACGUUCUGCCGAGCUCUAUCCGCGUCGGGUGAAUCUCAAAACGAUACCUUCAGCCGAGUAUCGCUAGCCAUUCUCUGUGAACUUGCCACACUGAAUCCGCCUAUGAUCAAUAUGUGUGGUGCUGUGAGGACGAUAAUGUCCGCCAUCGUGUCCACACAGAUUUCCUCCAUCAACGAGUUCCUCACCCUGUCACUUGUACAACUGCUCAACACGCCCUCCACACGGACCGCUCUACGACCGUAUGACCUGGAGAUGAUCACUGCACCUCUGUUGGAUGGCGACUAUAAGCAUGCAAUAGACAGUGCCGAAGGUACCGACGGCCAGGCCAUAAAUGAGAAGCUGGAACACUUGGAUGCGUCUCACAUGGGUGUCAUCUGGAUGAUGCGAACUUGGCCAGGUCUAACGUUCCUGUGCCGUAACCAGGAGAACAACACCAUCAGUCGACUCAUCCAGUCCCUGGGGUGUCCCAGCGAGAACAACCAGUUUGCAAUUAUGGACGUCUUCUUCCAUGUGCUGCACAUUCGGAUCCCAGUAGAUUCGCCCAAGUUUGAAGUGGCCCUCGAAAGCAUGGAUCAUUCACUUCCUCAGGCAUCGUGGAGCCUGGAAAAAGGCUGGAUGGCGGAGGAAUGCCGCUCUGUGCUGCCACGCGGCAGAGCUCAUCGGCUUGACUUCAUUCAUCAGUAUCAUGCUAUCGUCUUGCGUAUCCUACUGGAGCAUGGCCUGUUAGAGCGCUUAUCAGAGGUAUCUCUUUCAGCCAGUGCAACCGUACGGACACAUGCUCAAGUGCUCCUUGGCGAGAUCCUACACAUGUGCUCAACGAUCUUAUCACCCGAGUAUGCUGAUGACUGCAUGUGUUUACCCACUCUGGUCAGCCUGGCUACAAACCCGAAUGAGGAGCCUGAACGUCGACACCGUGCCCUAAAUGUCAUGACUCAGUUGGAUCACCACCGGCAGUUCAGGAAGAAGCCCAUCGUUCCCAAGAACCCCUACAUCACCAAGCUGCUGCAACAGCAACAGUGCGGCGAAUGGCUCUACUAUCCCGAGGACAUGGACGACAACGCGAUAAUAGUACUCCUUCGCGACAUUGUGGGUACUGGACAGGAGUACACCGACUGGAACUGGCCUUCCCUAGCUGUAGCAAUACGCAUCCCGUGCCUUACCGUAAAGAAGAUUGAGGAGCUGGCUCCAAAAAUGUUGCGGCGUGUGAUGCACUUCUACCUGCCCAGUUCUACACAAUACAGUAGCCUUAGUCAGAAAGCACCCAGUGCAUCCGUGUACUCGCAGGUCGGCGCACAGCUGGUUGUGCGUCUGGCUGCUGCCUCUGGCUCUGACGACGGACCCAAGGUUCUUCUUGACUGGCUUCAAGAAGUUAUAUUGGCUCUUCAAGAGCUCUGCACGCAUUCGUAUUCCAGUGCAAUCCUCUUCUCCGAAGACAGGCUGGCGAACAAAUUGGCGAGAGAUUAUUUUCUGUUCCUGGGACAUUUGUCUGCGACUCGCUCGGGAAUUGCACUGCUGGAGAAGCACAAUGUAUUCAAAAUCUUGCUGGAUGUGUGUGACAUUGCUGCACGGCCCGAUGCCCAGCGACUGCUUAUCGCCUCUCUGGACUACAAGCAAGACAGCUACUCCCGCAUCAUUCUCUCCAAACUGCUGACUGGCUCUCCCAAGGAGGUACGUCUGUACGCUACGGAGCACAUGCGUGUAUUCUUCCGCGCCCGGCAGCCCUUCUUUCGCACUUGGGGAAUGGAGGCGCUGACACUACAGCUUUACGACGUUGAGCCGAACAUAGCGGAAGCGGCCCUCUCUGUGCUCGACGAGGCCUGUCAGGACGAGGCAUGCUUGAAGAUGCUGGUGAGCCUUCAACCAGCCCUUCUUCAUCUUGGCCAGAAAGGACGCUCUCUGUUUCUCAGGUUCUUAUCAUGUUCCUCUGGUUUCAUCCUACUCAAGGCAAUGAAUUUCAUCUCUCAGGAAAUGGAGAGCUGGCUCACGAGUGAAUGUCUGGCAUAUGUUGUCUCGGCCGAGACACAGCUAACGCAGACGCUGCUCUCGUUCAAGCAUCUGCCGGAGGGCCACUACGCAAGGCGUUCACUGGACUGUGAAGAAGAACAGUAUGCACCUCACAACGUCCAGUUACUGCUCCCGGUGCAUCUGUAUGGUGAGCUGUGUCAGCAUCGAGAAGGCUUCAACAUGCUGUCGCAGGCUGGCCAUGUGAGUCACUUUGUUCACCGUCUUCAAGAGAGUGUCAACUCUACGUCGACGGGUGCUGGUGUACAGCGCAUCAAGGCUGCAGUCUGGGCACUGUGUCACAUUGGCAGCAGCACUGGAGGCGUGGAGGCAUUGGUAAAAGACGGUGUCUUCUCCAUCAUCAUCGACCUGGCCAAAACCAGUCCCGUCUACUCACUGCGAGGAACGUGUGUCCUAGCCUUAGCACUGGUAGCUCAGCGACCGGAAGGCUGCGCUGCCCUUGUCGCUCUUGGCUGGCAGUGCAGUGGACAGGCAGCAGGAGUUGCCUAUUUUGCGGCUGAGGAACAUGAGGAGGAAAGUGACAGCACGGCGGAGUUUGACGGUGCAUUUGAUACGUCGCUGAAGGAUGACGAAGAUGAUUGCAGCACCACAGGCAGAAUUGAAAGCCUUGGCAGCACUGAGGACCGUAGCUUGCCGAAGUCGCACACUGAUAAGCCAAUCAGUGAAUCCGAUACGAUACCCGGAAAAUUUCGCCGGCGUACGCUAAGCGGUAAUGACAGCACAAUGGUCAAGAUUCAACGGCAAUCCACACCAGACGAGGUUGCUGUUCCUCCUCAACGUUACAUGCCGCGUAAGUCCAGCGUACCGUUUGCAACGGCACCGCCACAGAUCUCCUGGGGCAAUACACUGGGACGCUCAACUCCUACCGGCUCUCUGACUUCGGCCAAUUCACCAUCGGGUCGCUUCUCACCCAGAGCAUUGACACCACUUCGAAGGCGCAUCUCCAUGUCGCCAAGUCAAUCAUCCGUCUUUACUAGUGUCGACAAACCAUCCAGAGAAGGUACGUUAGGCUUGUUGGCCUUCAAGAACAAGGCAAGAGCAGCCAGCAAUCUCUUCGCAGUCUGCCUACCUGAUGACAUCCGACAACUUUUUGAGUUUGACGCACCGCAGUGUACGAGCUCCUUUGCCGAGCACGGCAUAGACAUGUCGUUUGAUCUCUAUUUAAAGUUUGACAACCUGCAUGUGCCGGAGACCUGCUUGAAAUGCUGCAUCACGCCCAAUGAUGACAUCAUCAACGCAGACCAGGAGAACACUGUGGUGACGGCUGAGGGAGCUUACGGGAGCAAAGUGGCCACGGACGCAACGCAGUUCUCUGACAAGACACCAGCGCAGCGUAAUGCGUUCGCCAAAGAAGUUGUCAAGUUGGUCACCAAGCUCAGCUGCCCAGUUGGAAGUCGGGCAACUCAACAAUCCUUGCUGGCAAUGAAGGACCGUAGCCCGGCGAUGUUCAAGGACAUCUGUAUGUACAGUCAAGUGGCUCAGGUGCUGGCCACGUAUCACUUUCGUCUGCACGUCCGCGUCUUCAUCCAGGGUAUGUUCGACGUCGCCGACACCCUGUCACCCCUGUCACCACUCCGAUCGGGGGCCACUAGUCCUUCGAAGCACUCUGAGACUGUGAAACGCACCAAGGUCAAUGUGACAUCAUGACAUGACCGUUGUUGUUCUUGUACUAUACACACGUGUAUACACACUGACCAUGUACAAAACAAAGCAGCAGCAGCUGCUGCUGCCCCCUUUGUCAUUGUAUUUCUCUAUUUCUAGUCAAGAUUUCUCUAUUUCCCUAUUUGUUGCACAUAUUCUAUUUAUCGAGCUACCUUUCGUCAUGCUGCUCCCCUAGCAUUCAAGUUAUCUUUGCUUUCUCUAGUUGCCUGCCUGCAAAUGUUCAUACAGACAAAAUUACUGACAUAUAACUAGCUCAUGGACAUUCAUGCUGCACAUGAAAAAACCCAGCAAAUCAGAUUCAGUUAGGACUCAUGAUCGUCAACAUGUUUCACUGCUGCCAUAUAAACAUACUAGCUAUCUACUACGACAUGUAGUGCAUGUCAAAUUUGGUUUCUGGUUCAAAUCAUGAGUUUGGGUUUAUUUCAUUUGCUUUUUCUUGAGACAUUUCACACAAAUGAGAGAAUCACCUUGAAUCCUGUGAAUCCCACCACAAACAACAAUUUACUCAAAAAUCCUGCCCGUCCAGCAUUUGCCAUGGAAUUUCUCCAUAAAAGGUGUGGAGUGAGUAAGAGAAAAGUAUUUGUUUCAUGA
Sycon ciliatum is the source of this 5106-nucleotide messenger RNA. RefSeq names its product rapamycin-insensitive companion of mTOR-like. NCBI's taxonomy places the organism in Eukaryota, Metazoa, Porifera, Calcarea, Leucosolenida, Sycettidae. The record is from RefSeq and is a predicted model, not a curated record. Gene Ontology annotation, cellular component: TORC2 complex. Bases 403 to 4500 code for a protein of 1365 amino acids. Gene Ontology annotation, molecular function: protein serine/threonine kinase activator activity. Gene Ontology annotation, biological process: TORC2 signaling; positive regulation of phosphatidylinositol 3-kinase/protein kinase B signal transduction. The transcript is spliced from 37 exons.